AUGGCUGCUGGAGGCAAUGGAUCCUACUGCACUCCAGGACUAUGCCAAUAUUUGGCCAUGCUCCCACCAGCCAGUCACCUCCUCUCUCUCCUGCUGGUGCUAGGCACAGGUGGCACGGUGCCCAGCCCCUGGGUGCCUCCUCAGGGCUGCUACGUGGCAGAAGAAGCUGGUGAGAGGACAUUCCGCUGCAGCCAGGCAGGCCUGAGUGCUGUGCCCACCGGCAUCCCCAACGACACCCGCAAGCUCUACCUGGAUGCCAACCGGCUGGCAUCAGUGCCAGCUGGAGCCUUCCAGCACCUGCCUGUCCUGGAGGAGCUGGAUCUGUCCCAUAAUGCCCUUGUCCACCUCUCAGGGGCUGCUUUCCAGGGCCUGGCAGGCAGUCUGCGCCACCUUGACCUCUCUGCCAACCAGCUGGCCUCGGUGCCUGUGGAGGCCUUCGUGGGCCUAAAGAUCCAAGUGAAUCUAUCCUCCAACCCGUGGCGCUGUGACUGUGCCCUCCAGGAGGUGCUCAGGCAGGUGAGGCUGGCACCGGACACUGGAACAGGCAUCGUGUGUGGCCCCGGAGCCCGACCAGACCUCGUGGGGCAAGAGUUCCUGCCGCUGGCAGGGGAGGAAGAGCUGUGUGGGACGGGGCGGGGUGGGGCCCAGCGGAGCACUGAUGUAGCCCUGCUGGUCACCAUGGGGGGCUGGCUGGUGCUCGUGGUGGCUUAUCUGACGCACUACGUGUGGCAGAACCGGGAUGAGACUCGACGUCCCCUCAAGCCGGCCCCCGUGCUGCCCGUGCGCUCUGAGGACUCCUCUACCCUCAGCACAGUGGUCUGAGGACCAGGGCCACUCCUCCAGCCCCAUGCCCCACACUUCUACCGCCGUG
This is a messenger RNA of Prionailurus viverrinus (fishing cat), 871 nucleotides long. RefSeq names its product leucine rich repeat containing 3C (gene LRRC3C). NCBI's taxonomy places the organism in Eukaryota, Metazoa, Chordata, Mammalia, Carnivora, Felidae. The coding region runs from base 1 to 822 and encodes 273 amino acids. Gene Ontology annotation, cellular component: plasma membrane. Gene Ontology annotation, molecular function: protein binding. The record is from RefSeq and is a predicted model, not a curated record. The transcript has 2 exons.